GACUCAUUUUCAUACUUGAUAUAAAACAAAACUUCAUUCUACCCUUCUUGAACUAAAUUUAUCAAAACUUUAUUUAAACGACGUUAACAAUAAAUCUUGUGAUCAGCCUCAAAGAAGUUUUUAAAGAUUGAACAACUUAAAGAAGGAAAUGGGAAACCUUUGUGGUCCAUGCUUUAAGGGUAGUGGGGAGGCAGAAUUAAUAACACCAGAUUUGCAAACUAAACGCCAACAAAUGGCUGAAGCAGCCCAAAGAAGAUUACAGGAACAAGAAAAUCGUGGAAUAAAAAAUCCUGAAAGUGUACGAAGAAAUCAACAAAAAGCUUUAGAAAGAGAACGAAUGGAGAAUGAGGCUGGACAAACAGGAAAUACCGCACUUCGAUGGACACAAGAUUGAACCUAAUACUUUUGGAAAAAGAUCAUCAUAAUCAGUAAUGGAAAAAGUAAAAAAAGAAAUCAUCUUUAAUCAAAUCAAUGUAUAAUUUAUUUGUAAACCAAAUAGUAAAUUGUAAAUACAUAUAUAUUUGUUAUUAUUUAUCAUUUCAUCAAGCUUAUAAAAAGAUUCUCACAUAAAAAACUCCACUGUUAUUUAUUCACAUUUUCAGGUUUCUUCUUUGGAAUGAGUCCAACUUCAUAGUCACAACGCUUCACUCUUUCAGCU
Molecule: messenger RNA, 658 nt
Organism: Clunio marinus
Lineage: Eukaryota; Metazoa; Arthropoda; Insecta; Diptera; Chironomidae
Source: the annotation of a GenBank genome assembly